This is a messenger RNA of Pelecanus crispus (Dalmatian pelican), 711 nucleotides long. RefSeq lists its product as uncharacterized. Lineage: Eukaryota; Metazoa; Chordata; Aves; Pelecaniformes; Pelecanidae. The record is from RefSeq and is a predicted model, not a curated record.
AUUUUUCACGCUCUCCGAAGGAGACAUGCCUGCCGGAACAGGGGCUACAGCAAUGACAUCUCCUCGGACCACAGAGGAUGCUAUAACAGAGGCGAGGGCUUGCCCAACAUCCAGGGACACGGCUCCUUCUUCUGUGGUGGAGAAGGCUCAGUCAUCUACAGCCGGGGAGCUUCAUCCUGCCAGCCCAUGCCAACAUCGUCCACCUAUGACAUUGCAGGGUCGUACAGAUGUGGUGGGGAGGGAUCUGUUGUAAUAAGCAGCGGUGACAGCGAGGGCACGUCUGGCUGGGGCAUUGCAGGGGGCACAGUCCCAGUCUACGGCAGUGAGGGGGCAAUGGGGCGCGGCAGUGAGGGGGCAAUAGGGCGCGGCGGUGAGGACUCAGGCUGGAACAUCACUGGCAGCUCGGGGGGUGGUGGAGGAUCCAGCUGCCACAGUGGGAGAUUGGGCAUUGCUGCUGGAGGAGGCUCUGGAUACGGGUACGAUGCAUCACCAAGAGAAAAGAUCUUAACAACAAGUGGGGGCAGUGGUGGAUCAGGGUACUAUAGCGGAGCAUCAGGACAUGGAAUCUGGGAACACUCAGGCCCAGAGUUCAGCUCUGGAGGCGGUGGGUCCUCCCAGGCCAUGCAGCAGAAAUGCCCCGUGGUCGUUCCCAACAUUGAGCCCAACCAGAGCAAGCAGAGCAGCCAGUGGCCCCCCAGCCAGAAGAAAUGA